CGGGGGUUUUCAUUGUGUGAAGAGGGGUCUUAGAUCGCGCGUCAGGCAAGCCUCCCAUUGUUUGAAGGGGGGGUCGAGGAUCGCGAGUCUGGGGUGGCUUGGCUGACGGGCCUGACUCUCCUGACCUGGGUGUCUGAUCCAACGGUGGGUAAUGUUGGAUGAUCUGGUGCAAUCUGAGAUCGUUCAAUCUUGAUUCGGUGGCAUGCACCAGCUAUUGAACAGUGGGCACCAGCUAUUGAACAGUGGGACGUGGGCAAAUGUAGUAGAUCGUUCGAUCUUGAUCUCGACGGCGUGCACCAGUCGUUGGAUAGUGGGAGGUGCUGUCGGUGAUGUAACACGUGAGAGGUGCUGUCGGUGAUGUCACACGUGAGAGGUGCUGUCGGUGAUGUCACACGUGAGAGCGAUGUUUGUUAGGCGUGCAACAAGAUCCGACUUCUUGAUGCCGUAACGGAGCACGGUGCUCGAUGUCCCACUCAGAUAUAUUAUUAGACUGUGACAACAAGUGUGGAUGGAGUAGCUGGGAGUCACAAAAACAAACUGAAAAAGACGAGCAAGACUUGCAUGUCACGAAAAGACAAGUUCGGAAGACAGUGACAACGAGGGUGUGUUUGCGACUUGCAGAUGGGGUAACUGUGACAGCAAGGGUGGAUGGAGUAGUUCGGAGAAAACUCUUCUUCGUUCCGUUCCUUGUACCGUCCUCUGUGGCUGGGACGGACCAGACUUGCAUCCUCUUUCAGGGUCUUUCAUGUUUCUUUAAGUGUGUGACAGUGCGAAGCUAUACCUUGGCUCCGAAGAUGGACCUCUUCAGCUGUCUUCCUGAUGGUGUUUUGCUAAUGAUUAUUGGCUGUAUUGCUGAAUCUGAUUUGAAGGCUUUCAUUCACCUUGGAACGGUCUGCAAGCGAUUUCACAGACUCAUGUGGCAGGUUCCUGCUCUGCUGGUUCGCGAUGUGAAAGAAGACUUCAUCCCUGGCCUCAUCUUGCGCAUGGAACGGUUAGUGAAGCUCGACAUCACCCUCAGAACUCAUUGCGGGAUCGAGACCUGCCUCCAGCAUUCCUACCAGUCGUUAACCUGUCUGUGUAUUCGCAAGUUUCACAAAAUCGGCGACAAAGUCAAUCACAGUUUUGUGGAGCAGGUCCUUUCGUUGACAAUGACGGUUUGUCAAAACUUGCGGAAACUCUCUCUUCUCUUCUGUGGGCUCUCGUUUGCCCCUCAGGAGGUCGAUUGGGGCAAACUUGGCGAACUGGGUCCCGUGCUAGCUCUGCGAGAACUGGAAAUGUCGCAUGUGUGCUUUUCGCGAGGAAGUUUGCUCGAAGGGCUGCUGCACAUUUUCCCACGUCUGGAGUUGCUUGAUCUCCGCGAACUGAGGGGUCUAGAGGACAUGGCGUAUGUGGACGGACGUUGCUUACAGCGCCUUGCUGUACAGUGCCACUUCAACGAUGGCGCGACAAUCAACAUCAACGCGCCAGCAUUGAAAGAGCUGCAACUGGUCGAUGUAGGAGGUUUCGCGAUCGUGGGCGGGGAGGGCCCUGAGUCGCUCCUGAUCGACGGCUUCCUCAAUCCGGGUUGGCUGGACCCCGUCAUGUUUCUGAGGCUGACGCGGUUGUCCGUCAGCAUAACGGACUACUUCAAUCAGUUCGGCAAGACCUCUUUCGUGAACCUGUUGGAGGAGCUGCGCCGCUUCCUCGACGCGCAUAGGCACAACCUGGAGGUCGUGUCGCUUAACUUGGAUGCGCGAUUCCAAAUGCGCGCCGUGUCGAAGGCCGUAACGAACGUCUUCUCCCUCGAGUUUCCCAACUUGAAGAUCCUUCGCCUCAGGCGAUGGGUUAAUGACCUGAUGGAAGAGCUGCACUUGCGCAAUCUGCUCUGUUGCCCCUUCAGUGCUCCGAAGCUGCAGCAGUUGCAUCUGGAGGUAGGCCAAAGUAUGUCCAUCCUUACGAUCUCGCUCAUCCGGUUCUUCUUAAAGUCCUCCCCAUCACUUAGAACUGUUGUCAUAAACUGGGAGUCCGACGACCAUCUCAAGUCAGACCCGCUAGUAACCUCCGAAUCGCAGGGGCUGCAAGAAUUGCGCGCAUCAUUUCCGAAAGCGGCAUUCGUAUUCAACAGUAGAUUGUUCAAAACAUAUGAAAGAGACUGCUGGUGUGUGGAAUGGCCAGGCCUCGAGUGGGGUGAUGAGAUGGGAGAAAGUGGGUGAAAAGCGACAAGUAGAAAGAGUGUCGCGACACCCAAUUUUCUGU
Molecule: messenger RNA, 2235 nt
Organism: Chara braunii
Lineage: Eukaryota; Viridiplantae; Streptophyta; Charophyceae; Charales; Characeae
Source: the annotation of a GenBank genome assembly